Messenger RNA from Laccaria bicolor S238N-H82, 285 nucleotides. RefSeq lists its product as uncharacterized. The record is from RefSeq and is a predicted model, not a curated record. NCBI's taxonomy places the organism in Eukaryota, Fungi, Basidiomycota, Agaricomycetes, Agaricales, Hydnangiaceae. The coding region runs from base 1 to 285 and encodes 94 amino acids. The transcript is spliced from 3 exons.
AUGCGCGAAAAGCGUGCUAAGGCAUCCGGGAAGGGAACAGCUAUGAAACCAUCCACGAUGGCGAAGGCAGCAACAAAGAAGGGCAAAAAGAAAGUAUCACCUAAGGCAAAAGGCGCAUCGAAGCUGGUGGAGAUUGACUCGGGUGAUGAAUCUGAUGGGAUGACGGCUUUGAAAGGAGUAGAAGAGAGAGAACUCAAGCAGGGUGCGCGCCGUGGUCCAGAAAACGAAAGCAUGAAACGCUUUCAUGAUCCUGUCGCAGUCCGAGAUUCACGAGGGAAUCUUUGA